AUGGUUCGAAAGUCGCCUGGACAAAUGUCACACGCAUUGAAAACCGGUGAGGCCAACAUCACGGAUUUCAUCGUCGCACACGGCACCACCUUUGUCAACAAUGACGUCUUCACACAAUCAACCCAUGCCUCCACCCAUCCGCACAAACACCGCCUCCUCCCAAACCACCCAGUCUUCAAAAUCAUCAACAAGCCAACUAUCCCCACCACACUCCCCCGCCUCAGCAACUUCAACCUCCCGCUCCGUCUCCUCACCCACCGAAGCCUCUUUCUUCGGCGCAAUCACAGCGCGUAUCCGCGGUCGCUCACGGAGUCGCUCGCGUGGAGGCACACUACGUAAACGGUCAAAGUCGCCUAUGCCACAGCCGACACCGUCGUCAUCGCAGUUCCAACAUGGUUCUUCGUCGACAGGGCCGGUGAGACAGACUCCGAUGCCAUUGCCGGUUCAGAACUCGAGACCGAGUCUUCAGGAUGGGGGGAGAAGGAGUACGAGUGGGAGUGAUCCAUGGAGGGGACGGCAUUCGAAUGAUUGGUUAUUUGGGGGGUACUCGGUUACGGCGUCCGCGAAGGAGUUGAUGCAGAGGAGGAAAUAGAGGUGUGAGGAUCGGUAUGGGGAGGGGUGUAGGUGUUGUUAAGGCAUACAGUGUAAGGGUGUUGUUGGGAGGAAGUGAAAUCGGUCGUAGGGAGAAGACAUCUACUACGGAUGGAAAGUGGUGUUUAUUGUGGUGAAAAGUGCAUGCUGGGGCGGGCUUUUGGUAUCACUUUGGUGACUUUGCUUAUCUUGUUUGGCUUUACAAAAUUUGUACAAUAGCUUUGGUAUAGAUUGAGUUGAAGAUUGAGGGAGAGACAAGGACGGGUUACUAAGGAUUGCAGUGGUUCAAACACAUCUUGCUGGAUAUGAGAGACCUGAUUUGAAAACAAUCACACUCGUUCUUUCCAA
Pyrenophora tritici-repentis Pt-1C-BFP is the source of this 939-nucleotide messenger RNA. NCBI's taxonomy places the organism in Eukaryota, Fungi, Ascomycota, Dothideomycetes, Pleosporales, Pleosporaceae. The record is from RefSeq and is a predicted model, not a curated record.